Messenger RNA from Salvia hispanica, 1133 nucleotides. RefSeq names its product pectinesterase QRT1-like. Gene Ontology annotation, biological process: pectin catabolic process; cell wall modification. The record is from RefSeq and is a predicted model, not a curated record. Gene Ontology annotation, molecular function: pectinesterase activity. NCBI's taxonomy places the organism in Eukaryota, Viridiplantae, Streptophyta, Magnoliopsida, Lamiales, Lamiaceae.
ACCCUUUCCUCCAUACUAAAUUACUCCUAAUUAGCAAGGCCAUGAAAUCGCUGUGGGUCUGGAUUCUGAUCCUUUUCCUGGCCUCCGCGCAAGCUCAGCCGAGUUUCAUCUCGUGGGAAGACUUGAGACUCGGCGACGCAAGGUCCACUUUGGGAAACGGCGAUGAUCAGAGCAAGGUCAUCGUCGUCUCCCAGAACGGCUCCGGAGAUUCCCUCACCGUUCAAGGCGCCGUUGAUUUGGUUCCGGAGAAUAAUAUCCACCGUGUCAAGAUUCAUAUUCUUCCUGGCGUUUACAGGGAAAAGGUGCAUAUUCCGGCGAAUAAGCCGUACAUAACACUGAUCGGAGAGGAGGGGAGAGCGGGCGAGACGGUGAUAACUUGGCACGACAAAGCCGGGGACUUGAAUGCAGACGGCGGCUACAUUGGGACGUGGAACUCGUCCUCCGUCACCGUGCUAUCCGACUACUUCUGUGCAUCCUACAUCACUUUUCAGAAUACAGUGGUGGUGCAGGGAGAUUUAGGAGUGAACGGCUACCAGGCGGUGGCGCUGAGGAUCGGGGGCGAUCACGCCAUGUUCUACCGAGUCCGGUUCCUGGGGUCGCAGGACACGCUCCUGGACGAAAGCGGCUCACAUUAUUUCCUCGAAUGCUUCAUCCAAGGCACCACUGAUUUCAUAUUCGGCAGGGCAAGAUCCUUGUACAAGCACUGCAACAUAUCAGCGGUAGCGGACGGGUUCGCGAUCGCAGCUCAUCACCGCGACAGCCCCCUCAACGACACGGGCUUCUCGUUUGUCAACUGCUCCGUGACUGGAACAGGGGAUCUGUUCCUUGGCAGAGCAUGGGGAGCUUACUCUCGGAUUAUUUACUCCUACACAGAUUUUAACAUAACUGUGAGGCCAGAAGGAUGGCAGGAUUGGGGGUAUCCAUCGCGACGAAACACCGCGGUGUUCGGGCUGUACGAGUGCACAGGAAGAGGAGCGGUGAGAAACACUACUGAAAACUGGUCUAAAGUUAUGAAUAUCACAGAAGCAAUGCCAUUUUUAAACACAGAUUUCAUUGAAGGGGAGCAUUGGCUAAGGCUCUAGUUUCCAUUUUUUUUUUUUUUCAUUCAAUGGUUUAGUUUUUGUAUAGAGAGA